This is a messenger RNA of Betta splendens (Siamese fighting fish), 1380 nucleotides long. It is a transcript of the gene eny2, whose product is annotated as ENY2 transcription and export complex 2 subunit. Gene Ontology annotation, cellular component: SAGA complex; nuclear pore; DUBm complex. Lineage: Eukaryota; Metazoa; Chordata; Actinopteri; Anabantiformes; Osphronemidae. Gene Ontology annotation, biological process: regulation of transcription by RNA polymerase II; positive regulation of DNA-templated transcription; poly(A)+ mRNA export from nucleus. The transcript has 6 exons. The record is from RefSeq and is a predicted model, not a curated record. Gene Ontology annotation, molecular function: transcription coactivator activity; chromatin binding. Bases 166 to 453 code for a protein of 95 amino acids.
AGGAGCUAGGAACCUUUGUGCCGCACACUGUUUCUUAUCGGAAAGUUAUCGGUGACGGCAAAACAACGAUUCCGUCCUAUAGCGUCUCAACGGCGAGCCACAAGUUGCGACUGCAGCGCUUUUUACAAGCGAGAGCCCUUUUUAUCCACUAGUCUGUGUAAGACCAUGAGUAAAGAGUCCAGGAUGAGGGCAUCAGUGAACCAGAAGCUGACGGAGAUGGGCGAGCGAGAGAGACUGAAGGAGUUGUUGAGAGCCAAGCUCACAGAAUGUGGAUGGAAAGACCAGAUGAAAGCUCAUUGCAAGGAAGUAAUCAAAGAAAAAGGCUUGGACCAUGUCACGGUGGAAGACCUGGUGGUAGACAUCACUCCCAAAGGACGAGCCUUGGUGCCAGACAGCGUGAAGAAAGAGCUUCUCCAAAGAAUACGAGCAUUUUUAGCUCAGCAUGCCACAUAAUCUAUUAUUACCUUUGACCUCUUCUUGUCUCUAUGUGCAUUAUAUGAAAAACUUUUAUUUACAUGAAUUUUUACAAAUUAUUUUGCUAUCUUUGCUAUUUUUUGGUGACACAGUACGUACGAGCCCCCACCCCUCGACCGUUUGGUUGUGUGCUUUUGCAAACUACAGCUAUUUGCAGAUGCAAUUACCUGGUUGUGCUUUGUAUAUGGAAAAAAUAAAGGUUUAGGUUUUGUUGGACUUUAUUGGCCAAAUUUUAUUUUACACACAACCUCUGCUCUUAGCACAACCAACAUAUGGUUAGUUUACUAUGUGUGUUGCAUGUGGAAAGUCAAAGCUGGUUGUUGAACAGGUCUCUUAAAUCCUCAACUGGAUGUUCAUGGUUAAAUCAAAGAAAUUUUAUACUUAUACUGGUUACUUAUACUGCAACGAACACAUACAGCAGAGGUUUUUCCUGGUCAAACCUAAUGCCACCUUUUUUUGCUGGUUCAUGGUCUGUUCAUUUAUUUGUCUCAGGACUUUGUGUUGGAUGCCCUUCCUCAUGCAACCCUCACUCAUUUUUAUUCAUCCAGACCAGAUUAUUGGACAUCCUGGGGGUUUGACGUUGUUGUCCACUCAGUCAGCAGUUGGUCAAUUGGCAAUCUACCAACUCAUAUUAUUCAUAUAAUGUAAUUAUAUUUUAUAUUUAGAAUUUAAAAGUCACAGAUCAUGUGGUUUAUUCGAAUGUGGAUAGUAUGUCAUUUACACUAACCCUGGUUCUAUUAAUUAAACUCUAGCUGUGAGUAAAAUAUAAAUCUUUAUAAAUGGUUGAAAACCAGAUAAUUGCAAUGAUGUUAUUUACAAAUCUAGUAACUUCUCUGUCCAGCUAAGGUUGUACACAACUAUGUAAUUCCGAAUAAAAUAAAUAGAUAAAUAAAAUGUUAUUCUUGA